Sinocyclocheilus grahami is the source of this 3021-nucleotide messenger RNA. Its product is annotated as NACHT, LRR and PYD domains-containing protein 3-like. Lineage: Eukaryota; Metazoa; Chordata; Actinopteri; Cypriniformes; Cyprinidae. Gene Ontology annotation, molecular function: protein binding. The record is from RefSeq and is a predicted model, not a curated record. Bases 91 to 3006 code for a protein of 971 amino acids. The transcript has 6 exons.
AGAGAUGAUCAGACUGGAGACCUGCAGAAGGAAUCUCACCAAUCAGUAGAUGAUGAACUACAGAGAGUCAAAAACCAACACAAAACUAGCAUGAAGAACAAGUAUGAGAGAUUAUGUGAGGGAGUCAAACUACAAGAGAGUCAAACCUUCCUGAACACGAUCUACACACAGCUAUACAUUAUAGAGGGAGAGAGUGAAGGAGUGAAUGAAGAACAUGAGAUUUUACAGAUGGACAAAAAAGCCAGAACACAAUGUUCACAAGACACUCCAAUCUACUGCAAUGACAUCUUUAAAGCCUCACCUGAACCAGGAUGUAAGGAGAAAGACCCAAUCAAGACUGUUCUUACUAAAGGCAUCGCUGGAAUUGGAAAAACCGUCUCUGUGCAGAAGUUCAUUCUGGACUGGGCCGAGGGAAAAGCCAAUCAGGAUGUAGAUUUCAUGUUUGUGCUUCCAUUUCGAGAGCUGAACUUGAUCAGAGAUCAUCAGUACAGUCUUCAUAGACUUCUGCUGAACUUUCAUCCUGAACUUCAAGAUCUGGACUCAAAGAUUUACAAGGAGUGUAAAGUUGUGUUUAUCUUUGAUGGUCUGGAUGAAAGCAGAAUUACACUGAUGUUUUCAGAUGCUCAGAAAGUUUCUGGUGUUACUAAGAUUUCGUCAGUGGGUGUACUGAUGUCAAACCUGAUGAAAGGAAAGCUGCUUCCCUCUGCUCUCAUCUGGAUCACCACCAGACCAGCAGCAGCCAAUCAGAUCCCCUCCAAAUACAUCAACCGUCUGACAGAAAUUCAGGGAUUCAAUGAGCCUCAGAAGGAGGAAUAUUUCAGGAAGAGAAUCAGUGACCAGCAUCAAGCCAGCAGAAUCAUCUCACACAUCAGAAGAGCAAGAAGCCUCCACAUCAUGUGUCACAUACCCGUCUUCUGCUGGAUCUCAUCCACUGUGCUUCAAAAGCUCCUAAAAGAAGAUCUGAGUGCAGAAAUCCCUCAAACUCUAACUGAAAUGUACAUCCAUUUUCUACUCACUCAGAUAAACAUGAGGAAUCAGAAAUAUGAGAAGAGACAUCCAGGAAAACCCCUGCAGUCCAACAGAGAAGUGAUUGUGAAACUUGCUGAACUGGCUUUCAAACAGCUGAUGAAGGGCAAUGUGAUGUUCUAUGAGGAGGACCUGAGAGAGAGUGGCAUAGAUGUCACUGAUGCCUCAGUGUAUUCUGGGAUUUGCACUGAGAUCUUUAAAGAGGAAUCUGUGUUCCAUCAGAGGAAAGUCUACUGUUUCAUACAUCUGAGCUUUCAGGAGUUUCUUGCCGCUUUCUAUGUUUUUUACUCCCAUCUGUUAAAGAACAUGGAGCCACUGAAGUUGUUUCUGAAUGAUAAACAUGAGACAUACACAUCUGAAAAAAGCCCUUUGUGUAAGCUGCUAGUAUCAGCAGUUAAAAAAACUCUUCAGAGUAAAAAUGGACACCUAGAUCUUUUUCUGCGGUUCCUGUUGGGGGUCUCACUGGAGUCCAAUCAGAGAGUCUUACAGGCUCUUUUGACAUGCACAGAGAAUAGCUCAGAAACAAUCAGAAAAAUAAAAAAACACAUUAAACACAUAAUCAAGGGAAAUAAACGUCUCUCAGCUGAAAAAUCUAUCAAUAUGUUCCUCUGUCUGCUGGAAGUUAAAGAUCAGAAUCUUUACAGAGAGAUUCAGCAUUUUGUGAAAUCAGACAAACACUCGGAGAAGAAACUCACUCCUAAUCACUGUUCAGCAAUCGCAUACAUGCUUCAGAUGUCAGAGGAGGUGCUGGAUGAGUUUGAUCUCAUGAAAUAUAAUACAUCAUCUGAGGGAAGGCGGAGACUGUUACCAGCUGUGAGAAACUGCAGAAAAGCUCUACUUGCUGGAUGUGGUCUCUCUGAUCAACACUGUGAAAGUUUGUCUUCAGCUCUACAAUCAUCAGACUCCCAUCUGCGAGAGCUGGACCUGAGUAACAACGACCUGCAGGAUUCAAAAGUGAAGCUGCUCUCUGUUGCACUAAAGAGUUCACACUGUCAAGUGAACAUACUGAGAUUGGUCAGCUGUAAUCUCACUGGUCAGUGCUGUGAAAGUUUGUCUUCAGCUCUACAAUCAUCAAAAGCCCAUCUGAGAGAGCUGGACCUCAGUAACAAUGACUUGCUGGAUUCAGGAGUGAAGCUGCUGUCUGCUGGACUGACAAGUUCAAACUGUCAGCUGAACAUACUGAGAUUGUCUGGCUGUAUGGUGACAGAGAAAGGCUGUGGUUAUGUGUCUUCAGCGCUGAGUUCAAACCCCUCACACUUGAGAGAGCUGGAUCUGAGCUACAAUCGCCCAGGAGAUUCAGGAGUCAAACUGCUCUCUGAAAAACUGGAGGAUCCACACUGCACACUGGACAAACUCAAUGUGGAUCAUGGAGGAGAGUUCAGGAUUACAGCAGGUCUACACAAAUAUGGCCGUUUUCUCACACUGGAUCCAAACACAGCAAACACUUGUCUCAUUCUGUCUGAGGGGAACAGAAAGGUGACACGUGUGGAUGAGGAACAGUCAUUUAUCGAUCAUCCAGAAAGAUUUGAUAUAUGCCAUCAGGUUCUUUCUAGAGAGAGUCUGUCUGGACGCUGUUACUGGGAGGCUGAAUGGAGGGGACAUUCUGUUAUAUCAGUGACAUAUAAAGGAAUCAGCAGGAAAGGACAGAGUCAUGACUGUUGGUUUGGACGAAAUAAAAACUCCUGGAGUCUGAUCUGCUCUGAUAAUAGAUUCAUUGCCCGUCACAAUAAUAAUUCAACUGACAUACAUGUCCCCUUACGUUCCUCUAAGAUAGUCGGUGUAUAUUUGGAUUGGUUGGCUGGCAGUUUGUCCUUCUACAGCGUCUCUAACACACACACGCUCACGCAUUUACACACAUUCACCUCCACAUUCACUGAAUCUCUGUAUGCUGGAUUUGGGGUUUAUGGUUUCUCAGUGUGUUUGCGUAAGAUUGAAAAGCCUGUGACCAACAACCGAGGUGUCACAUACACAUGUAAAUGAAAAACUCUCACGUGU